GUCCCCAUCCCAGGGGGAGAAAGCAGCACCAGUUGAAUUUCAGCCGGUCACACAGCUUCUAAAGGCUGAGGAGCCCUAGGGAUUAGUGAUAGAUGUGACAUUAGGGGUAAGUUGGUUUGGCUGCUUUUUCAACGCUGGAUUUUAAGCAGCUUGCGACCUCCUGAUGAUUGACAAGGGCUUAGAACCCAUUACUUUGGUAUUGGCUGAGGACGGCACCAUUGUUGACGAUGAGGACUAUUUCUUGUGUCUCCCACCAAACACCAAGUUUGUAGCAUUGGCAAAGGAUGAGAAAUGGGCGAGCAGCAGUAUAGAUGGGGGCACAGCUUGGCUCGAAAGAGAAGUCACUGAGAUAGAUGGAACGGAUAGCAGGGGAGAGAGAUGGAAACACCUCGCCAGACAACUGAAGGCGGACCUUUCUACCAUUAUCUUGAUGUCAGAGGAAGACCUUCAGGUGCUCAUCGAUAUCCCGUGUUCAGAACUGGCUCAGGAACUUGCAGAGAACCAGCUCAAAAUCCAAACUCUGCAGGACACCCUUCAGCAAGUGCUGGACAGGCGAGAGGAGGAACGCCAGUCCCGGCAGCUUCUGGAACUCUACCUGCAGGCGUCGAAAAACGAGGACCACAUUGUGCCAAGGGCUGCAGAUCGAGAGGCAGAGGAAGCUGCUGUGGACGGAAAAGAUACCGUUGACUUUGGGAGCAGCACCGAGGGAGCCGUCUCCACCACUCCACUCAGCAGCCAGAUCUUGACAGAACUCAGAGAUAAGCCUGCUCCAGAACUUAGCCUGGCUAGUCAGGACUUGGAGCUGGUUUUCAAAAAUGACCCAGAAACCCUUGCUCUGGCCCUGAACUGGGACACACCGAAGACAGAGGCCUUGCAGCAGGCCUGCAGAGGCGAGCUUUCAAGGCGUAUGCAGCAGGUGCAGGCUCUACAUGCCCUGAGAAGCAUAUCGAAGGGCAAGAAGAAGUUGGCUUGGGGGGAGUGGUUGAGCUCCAAGCGCAAGAAGUAGGAGGCCCUGGCAGCUGAUGCUUGAAGCAGCAAGGAAGGAGACCCGUUCCAAGAAAAGUCUGGGUGGCUUUCUGUACUUGGAUGUUGUGCCUUUAUCAACUAAAAACUGAGCUUGUCCAGACAGUGCGUAAAGCCAAAGCGUCAUUCAAUGAGUCUGCAGGAUCAUGUAUAGACAAAAGGUGUUUUUAAUUCCACAGGACAUCAUAACUUGCCAGUUCUUGAAGCAGAAAAAAAGGAGUUACUUUUCUUUUCUCGCUGCAGAUUAUUUGGCACAAGCCUAUAAAGACCUGUCCGAACAAUCCCUGAAGGACAUUAAAGUAUGUCGAAAAAUGCUAUUUUAAGUAAAAUGAAGAAUCUUCUGGAGCUGAUGAGAGCCCAGUCAAGCCCCGACAACACGCUUGAGUUUCUAGCUGCUGGUUUUUUUUCAGCAGUGGCCUAACACCCAGGAACUUCUGAUUUGCAGUUCUACUUUCUGAUCACCUCUCACCUUAUUCUCUCUCAAGUUGCUUGACGUCCCGCCUCCCCUUUUUAAACGAGAGACUGUUUUCACCUGCUCAAUCCUCACUCCCUUAGAACACGGUGUAUCCUUUUGAUUCCCUUCACGUUUUCAGAGACUGGGCGGGGCAUUACUUCAAAAGUGCCUUGGCCAAGCAUUUCUCAGCUGCCACCUCUGCUUUGUUGCCUUGGCUGUCUCUAUGAGAAUCUGUCAACAUUUAAAGAAGAACCAGCAUUUGAAGAGCUCACCCAGCUGGACUGCACACACGUUUCACUUGGAUGCAGAUUCAUGGGACAAUCAUUGCUCUUGCUACCGAAAAAUAUCACGGAUUAGUUUUGUUAAAAUCACUUUUUCUACAUACGUUUUACUGGUAUUAAAGCUUUUCUGUUGUUUGAUUAACUUGUA
Molecule: messenger RNA, 1906 nt
Organism: Eublepharis macularius
Lineage: Eukaryota; Metazoa; Chordata; Lepidosauria; Squamata; Eublepharidae
Gene: DFFA
Product: DNA fragmentation factor subunit alpha
Exons: 6
Coding region: 164-1006 (280 amino acids)
Biological process (GO): regulation of apoptotic process; apoptotic process
Source: RefSeq, a predicted model, not a curated record